Daldinia loculata is the source of this 3147-nucleotide messenger RNA. RefSeq lists its product as uncharacterized. The coding region runs from base 138 to 3053 and encodes 971 amino acids. The record is from RefSeq and is a predicted model, not a curated record. The transcript is spliced from 2 exons. NCBI's taxonomy places the organism in Eukaryota, Fungi, Ascomycota, Sordariomycetes, Xylariales, Hypoxylaceae.
ACUUCGUUGGACAUCGUCAUUAUCUUGUCCUGCGGGUCAGUGGGUUUUACGUAGCGGCACAGAUUUCUCCUUGUUACGUAUCUGCCUGUUGAUUUUGUACCUUUAAGCGAUUUGGUUCCACAAACACCCCUAGCACGAUGUCGACAGGGUCUGAGACGGUCACUUUACCAAGUGGCUCGUCACGGCCCAACUUCUCUCGUCUUGAUUUCCCCUUCGAAAAUAGACUCAAUUGGCGAGCCCAAAGCCUGAGAGAGAGAAGCCUUCCAUUAACCGCAAACACAGUAGACAAAAUGGCAACUCAACGUGAUCGUCGCGAAAGCAGUGAGCAGUACCAGAGUACCACAUCUGGGAGUACUAUUGCUCGAUCCAUGUCUCGCUACCGUAGGCGGGCAGGUAGCGUUGCUGUCAACGUCGAUGCAACCCAAAAAAUUAAUUCCGAUCCACCACCCCCAUGGGAACCUCCGAUAGCCCCCCCUGUGCCAACUAUACCACGUCGGUUAAGGACCGCCAGCAUGACACAAAAGGGGAGUGACGCCCCGACUACCGCGCUCGAUUCUCCUCUGCGACAUCAGAUGCGCCAUACUGAGAGCACGCGAAGGCAUACGCUGCAUCGAAGUAUGGCAGAUCAAUAUCAGAGCCGUCCCAGCACGGCGAAAAGCGCAAAGAGCGAAGAGAGCGGAUGGCGCAGGCUUGCUAGUCGAGAUGGGCGACGGAACAGGCUAAACAGCGGGGAGGAUGACGAGGCGUUAAGACGAGAAGUUGCGCGCUUAGAGGCCGAAAACCAUCGACUAUUAAUCGAGCAGAAGAGGAAGGACCUCCAAAGGUUAGAAGUGGAGUUAGCGAACAGUCCAAGGCCGUCAUUUCAAGCGCAUUCACCCAAGCUGAGAAGUCCUGUAAUUGAAAAGUUCGUCCUCUUGACCAAGGGGCGGAAAAGUAGGGAUGGAUUAUCUCCUGGGCUUUCUCCAACAUCCUCAACCACCAGUGUCGAACCCACGAAAACUCAACCAACCGGAAUAGAGCCUGGCGGAAGAGGCAUUGUGCCACAGACGGAUGCGCCUCACUCUGCGAUCAAUGCUGGAGAACGAAAUGUCGCGGUGCGCUAUAGACAGCAUACUUUUAGUGUGGAGGUCACCCCCGAAACGACUGCGGACGAUAUAAUAGCCUACGCCUUUAAGAUGAUGGGUUCUAGCGAUAUUAAUCCGUCGAAUUACGUUGUCAAGGAAACUUAUGGCGUACUGGGUCUUGAGCGCCGUUUACGACGCUACGAGCAUAUUCGAGACGUCAUGAAUUCUUGGGAUCGAGAUACUCAAAACCAAUUGACAGUAGCAUUAUCCGAAUCCGAAGCACAGGGUUGGGAGUUAGACAUGGACUCAGUUCCAAGCCUCGACGAACCACCGCAAGGUUUCCAAUUAUACAUGUACCACUCAAACCGCCCCGGGAAGUGGAACAAGAGAUGGAUCACCCUUCUUGAAAAUGGACAGAUAAUCUGUGCGAAGAAGCCGAACGCCAACUCAACCGACAAGGAUACCGCGAGCUUAUGUCGCCUAUCCGACUACGAUAUCUAUACACCUACAGAGUCACAGAUGCGGAGGUAUAUCAAGCCACCCAAGCGAUAUUGCUUCGCGGUGAAGAGUCAACAGAAGACCAACGUCUUUAUGAAUACUGAGAACUAUGUCCAGUAUUUCUGUACGGAAGACCCUAAAAUUGCGGCCCAAUUUAGGGAAAAGGUACAGGGUUGGCGCAGCUGGUACCUUGUGGAUCGUAGGCCAGCAGCCCCGAAACCAUCGAGGAAAAUCUCGAUCAGGAAGACGGACGAUAAACCGCCUCAAAUAACAUCCCCUUCGAUCGCUCAGGCUCCAAAGAAGUCAGCGAAUGUCGCUUCGAUAAAUGGCCACCGUCUCCAAGUGUCAGUUGAUGAAACGCCGUAUGCCAUUGGCCAGUUUGAGCCGCUUCUCGACAUGAAGCGCUUUGAUAAGCGAUUAUCUCAGUUCGGACAGGAUUUCUUACCACCUGUGCCGGAUAUAUCGACCAUGCCAAAGGAAAUUCCUUCCCAUCACCUCAAUUCUAAUACGACGACCGAGAAGAUAGACAGGAACAGCAAGAACGAGCGGAAAUUGAUAGACAAAAUUAAUACAACAAUUGACGAUGGAUUCACCGGCAACGGUCUGCUUGGUGAAGGAUAUGAAGAGCGGAAACAUGCCCAUGUGGAAACAGAUCAGCCGGAGCGAGGGCGGCAAAGACACAGAAAUGAUGGGUUUACGGAGGGCCCUUCGCUGUUGAAUCGGAAGUCCGAACCCGAGACGCCGGUUGAAAAACCCGAAUCUCCUUGGUUCCCAUCAGCUCUUGAGCAUUCUGCAAGACAGCGCAGUGUCGGCUCCAUAUCCUCUUCCACACGCCCGAACACUUCUGCAGGCGUCAUCCGCACGCCUACACAUACGCAUACGCAUACCUACACACGAAGACCCUCUCUCUCAUCAUCAUCACGACCUCCGCCUCUCCCUUCAAGCAGUAAACCUCUAGUACAUGAACACCCGCACCCCCUUUCCUCACAACCGACUGGACUUUCGCACUCGAACCGUCGCGACCGGCCGAAACCACUGGUCAACUUGGAAGACAACACCUUCCAAGAAGCACCACAGUGGGCGAGGAAAAGUACUGGCCAUGGCGUCAAAGCCCCUGCUGGCACGGCCCAUCUAGUCGACCUUAUUGCUGUCUCGAACCCAAGCAAGCAGAGCGGGGAUCCCGAAAUCCCGCCGCGAAGCGCCCUCCGCCGCCCUCCUCACACAGCCCCCAUCCCUAGCCUUUCUCGGACUAGGAGCAAAACUCAAGGCGCACCUCCCCCAAGAACCCCAGUAGGGGGAAACGUUCCCCCUGUCCCGUCUCUGCCUGGACGCGGUGGUGACCGGGAGCAAUUCGGGUUGAAUCCACCGCCACGAAGCAGAGAUCGGGAACGAGAAAGAGAACGAGCAAGAGAACGAGCAAGGGAGAAAGAACGCGAGUAUAGCUCCUAUAAUUCUGUGCCCGGCAGGACGGGCACUUUGAAAGUGGUAUAAUGACAUAUUUACGAAACUACCUACCUACCUAUAUAUUACACCAUCUAAUCCUUAAUAUCGCGCCGAACGUCGCAUAUUUACUUUGUCAAACUCA